Molecule: messenger RNA, 4383 nt
Organism: Caenorhabditis remanei
Lineage: Eukaryota; Metazoa; Nematoda; Chromadorea; Rhabditida; Rhabditidae
Exons: 11
Coding region: 1-4383 (1460 amino acids)
Biological process (GO): protein dephosphorylation
Molecular function (GO): protein tyrosine phosphatase activity
Source: RefSeq, a predicted model, not a curated record
AUGGCGAGCGCCAGAAGAGCAAAGCUCUUGAUCUUCCUGGCCUGCUCGAUUCUGACAGCUGCCUCCAAUGGCGUCAAACAAUCAGCCGAUAUCGGCAAUGCUAACUAUCCGCCUUCGAGCGAUGAUCUCCACAAUGAUCCACACAAGAUGGAUCCUCUCUACAUUCCACGAGGCACUUAUGAAGUGACCAACAAUGAUCCACACCACCGAACUGACUCCGAACCCCACCCAUCUGACAUCGAAUCCGACCGCUCCCGCUUCCGACGUGAUUCUAAUGAACACUUCACAACCAUGGUCGAUCGUAUGGAAAAGAUAUCUCGAGUGGUCAAUGGAAUAUCGAUUCAGCAGGGAAUCAUCAAUGGCACCCUCAAACCGGAUGCUCUCAUCUCGGAAUUCCUCAACUUCGGUGGUCUGACUAUUUCUGAAAUCGAAGCAAUCAAUGUGGAUGAAGUGACAAAAGUGGUCGAGGAGAUGCAGCAGUUGUCUAAAAAACUGGCGAAGGACGAUGGAAUUGCCAGGAUUGAAACUCGAUUUCUUUUGUAUGAAUCAAUGUUGGAAAAGACUAAAGGAAUCGGAAAGAACAUAACCAUUCCUGAGUUCAACCAAUAUUCGGAAGCCGUCAAAGAAUUGAUGAAUACCACUCCCGAUCAAGGUUUUUUGGACACUAUGCAAGACUUCGGCGCAUUCGUGACAGUUAUGGAUAGUCUGGAUCGUGAUGAUAAGAAAGACAAAAGUGUAACAUCAAAUCAGCUCACUUUAUGUGCCUCUUCUUAUUCAAAUGUCGUGAACAUGGACAAAUACAAGACAAGUCUUUUAAAAAAUGAAAUUCUUAGAAACAAGUCAACUUUCGAUCCAAUCGACAAGGCAAAUCAAGCUAUUUUGGAAUUUCAAAACGACUUAGGAGUUUCCAAUUUUAAAUUGAAGGACAAAGAAUUGAUGAUAUUAGUUGGAAACAACAUCGGAAACCUGACUACACUGGCUGCGAAGGCAAAAUCCUCAUUGUCUGUUCUGGAGAACCUUCGUCUUCCGUUCGUGACACGUCAUCACAUUCGUGGCAAUCGUCAAUUAACUCAGACACCUGGAUAUCAAAAUGGAAUCACUGAUUUUGGACUAAUCUUCAGCGAUUUGAAAGAUUCGUGGGUGCAACAAGCAGUUGAUGGACAAUCGGAUGCACUUGCCAAAGCAUUGGAUAAUCUGAGAGAUUUGAAGAGAGAUCUACAGACUUCAGAUGGCAGUUUCCACCUUGACAGUGCUGAAGAGACUAAUUUGAUGACUACAAAAGCGGAGAUGAUUGAAUUGUCUGAGUAUGCAAGACUUUUCGAUGAGUUUACAAAAUCAGUUAGAAAUAUUUCCGUAAAAUUUGGUGUGACUGAUAUGGAACCAUCAAACGGCCUCGAGUUUCAAAAACUCAUGGGCAACAUUUUGCUUCUCUCUGAUCAUUUGCGUGCUUUGGAAGUGGUCGUGGAUGUCUCAGGAAAACUUGUAGCCGAUGAGGGUGGUGAUAUAAAGAAAUUCCUGGAAAUUAUCAAAAAUCCAAAAAGCAAUACAGCCUUCACCCUAUUGGAUAAUCUCCGAAAAAGUGAAGAGUUCAAAAAAGUCAUGAAGUUGGUUCGUACUGCGGAGGCAUCGAUUGGUGUUCUUGUCAAGAAAGAUGAAUCUGGAAACGACCCGAAAUCGGUCAUUGAGACGGCUAAAGCCGUUCAUGGAAGUUCGAGUCAGAUGCAACCAUAUUUGGACGGUUUGGAUAAACUUUUAUCAAACAUGGACACUUUACGGAAUGUGCCUGGAAUCGACCAAAUGGGAAAAGCAAUCAGAACUAUUCAGUACUAUAGGAAUCACACGUUCAAGUCUUCUAGUUUCGAGAAAAUUUCCAACAAAGUGAACAACGCUAAGAACUCGUUGACAAAGCUUCAGAAGUCACUGGCCGACAUAAAAGGAGACGUAACGCCAGAAUCCACAGCAUUGGUUGAAUUGAGAGACUUAUUCACGGAUUCCCAGAAUAUUGGUGGAGCUACACGUGUCUUCCGGAGCAUGCAGAUGGCUAAGGAUAAGAAAUUGGUGGUCGUGACUCCAGCGAUGGCAGACGUGGUGAAAAAGUUGAAAAAUGUGAGUCCAAAACAACAGGAACAAUUGAAUCAGUUGAUGGGAUUGGACAAAGAGUUGACUACCUUGAUCGCCGCAAUUGGAAAGAUCGAGACUUCUGUGACGCCAUCAACAUCUACUGAUCUGAUUUCCCUCUGGCCAAUCUUCUCACUUGCUAAUGGAGCCAAAGGAAUUCCAAUGGACUUUUUGGAAACCAGUGAGACAAUCGAGAUGCUAUCGAAGGAUCCGAGUCUGAAGAGCCAUCAACAAGACCUUCUGAAGAUCAAGAAUGACUUGGAUACUCUGGAUUCGCUUGGUUUGGACUACUCGAAGCAUCAGUCUGCGAUCAAGGGAACCGCGGAAUCGUUGAAGCAACUCGACUUGUUCUUUGCUUCUUACGAGAGAAAAGUCACUUCAGCGGUUGUAUCAGUAUCGGCGCCACCAUCUGCACAGAAUUCAAUCUCUGGAUCCGGCGGAAUCAAUGCAGAAACAGAAGAGCCAGAUUGGAACAAACCAAUUGUAUUCAUCCCUAUCAUCCUGGUCGGUCUUUUUUGCAUAGGAGGUAUAGUGGGUGCGAUUAUCUAUUGGAUAUUGAAGAAUCGAGUUUUCAAAAUCGUCAUCGAAGACCGCGUAUACGAAAUCUAUCUCGCGGAUAUAAUAUGCAGAAUGUUGUGUUUCAUCAAACAUUAUAAACAAGAAAACGAAAAAAUGUUGUACUCCACUGGCUUCAAAUUGUACUUCCUGGCACUAUUUGAGCAUACGUGUAAACCAACAGAUGGAGAAGAACAUUAUGAUCAUGUCACUAUGACUCACGCGUUAUUACAAGGAUCUAAACAACCACUCUCGAAAAAUGAGCGACUUCAAAUAAGAAAAAAUAAGAAAUUGUUCAGAGAGGAUCAGUAUAUACAUGCGAAUCAGAUAAAAUAUCGCAACAACUUCAAAUUAGCACUCUUCCAACCUCCUCAACUAGGCAGUCAGGAGAAUAAUGUAGUUCCUGAGACUGUUGGAACAUUCUACUGGGCAAUGAAGACAUGUAAAGCGAACUUGGUGGUGUGUAUGGCAAAGAUAGGAUCGGAUUGUUUCCAAUACUUCCCUGUGAAAGUAGGAGAUUCGUUGACAUUUGCUAAUGAGAAUCUUGUUGUCACUUGCAAGUCUUAUAAGGAGAUAUGCCGCAAUAAAAUUCGAAUUCGAACUUUGGAAAUCAAGUUCGAAGGAUAUAGCGCAUUCACCAUCACCCACGCUCAUUACGAUGAAUGGACAAGCAAUUUCUUUCCGACUGACUACCUUUCGCCGAUCGUUUCGAUUUUAAUGAAAAUGGAUAAAGAAAAAAAGAUGGUUUUCAUGCACUGUGACUCUGGCCUCCAUCGUUCAGGAAUUUUGGCUCAGGUCAUUAUGAACAAGAGUCAGUUGGGACCGGAUAAUGGAUAUCUCGAUUAUGGUUCGUCUGUGAAUAAGGUUCGAAAAUCUUGCAGUGGUGUCAUCAAGAAUGGAACCGAGUUUCUGAAUAUGGCCGCUAUCACUUUCAAAUUUAUCAGAGCGUCAGUACAAAAAAGCAGUCCAGACAAGAAAUUUUCGGAGACCACGGAAACGCAUAUCAAAAUCAUCGAAACAUGCAUUCUAAAUAUCUCGGAAAAUGCUAAGAUUCAGUUGAAUGUUGAGAAGUUGCAUGAAAUGAUGAACGGAAAGAAAGACGUCGCGAAAGGAUCGAAAGUGGCUGGAAACACCAAGAAUGAAGAUGCGAAUAAGGAGGCUAAAGCAAAUCUGUCGAAAGGACAGUCUACGUCGGCAAUACCUGGCAUAAAAUUUGUAAAUAACCGACCGGUAAAAGACAAGAAUCUGGAUACCGCUCUGAAUGAAACGUUGAAAGUCAUAGAUGAUGCGGUAGAGCAAUUGAAGAGUAAUAAGUCGAAGCCGAAUGUCAAUGAACCAGAUAAGGAGAAACCAGUUGUCCAUGUACCCGAGGAACACCCUUCACUAGUAGUAAAUGAGCCUAUUGAUGACAAUAAAGAUGUGAAAGAAGUGGAUGAAAAGGGCACGAAGACAGCGGAGGAAAAAGAAACGAAAACAGUGGAUGAUAAGGGCAUGAAUACAGCGGAAGAGAAGCCAAUGAAAACUGUGGAUGAGAAGGAGAUGAAAAAAGCGAAACCGGAAGUUAAAGCUCAAAAAGAAAAAGGUUAUAAGAAAUGUCAACAUCAUGAUUUGCUCUAUGGAUGUUGGGAAGAAAGAAAACAAGCGUAUGAGACGAUGGAGGAUGAGGAAUCUGAUUGGGGCUCUAUCAAAACCAAGAAAAAAGCAAAGUAA